UUGUUUCAGGCUUCUUUUGCUUUUUACAUACAGUUUUAUUAUUUUAAGAUUUAAUUUUUAAAACGUUUAUAUGGUUCCAAAUUCAAAACUGUAAAAACAAGGUACAAUCAGAACUAUUUUCCAUCUCUGUCCCUGUCCCUCUCUCUAUUCCUUCCAUUCUCAUCUAGGUAACUGUUUUCAUUAGUUUUUAGCUCAUCCUCCCAUUGCUUCUUUUUGAACAUAUAAACAUAUAUAUGGGGGAAAUGGUAUUUUAAAGUACACAAUUUGGAGACUAUGGAAAUUCACCAUUAUUGAUUGGUGGGGGAGAGGAGUAUUUGUGUGUAUAUCCACCUUUCCUUUUUGCCUCAAAAACUACUACACUAUAUACACUUUGGUGCACUAGCAUGCUUUUUUUAAUUGUAAAUUCUACAAUUACCCUGUAGUAUAAAGAAAUCUUUUUUAUUACUAUAUUCUUUACUAAUGAAUAAAACGGUCAUUAUACAGAUGUUCCAUUUAUUCAGCCAGGCCUACAUGGAAGGGCUUUUGGGUUGUUUCCAGUGAUUUGUUGUCACAAAGAGUGCUGUGAAGAGUAAUUGUGUGAUGAGUUAUUUCUUAUUUUGGAAACAUUCUAAGGAUAUAGCAAUUUCCCUCCUCUUACCCUCAAAUCAUAACAACUCAGGCAGCAAAAAAGAGAGAGUAAGAAAAUUCAGUAAGGUGAGAGAAAUUUCAUUUCUAAUACUUCCUGUAAGUAUUUUACUCCAGUGAAAAUUAAUUUUGAAUUGUUAUACUGUACAUUAUAAAUAAUAUCACAUAUUGCUGCACACCUUUAGGUUUUCUAUGCUGAAACUAUUUUAAAGUGAAAAUGGCAAGUAUAAGUAAAAAGAAGAGUGAAGUGGAAGGUUUAAAUAUGAGCUCUUUUCUGGCUGGUAUGGUUCUGAAAUUCAAUGAUUUCAUGAGUUAAGCCCUUGGGAUUUCCUAAAAUAAAGCAGAAUUCAAUCAUGUUAGAGUAAAUGGAACAAAAAUCUUCACCCCAAGCUUGUUUCCAUUCCUAUUUAUUCCAAAUUCUGUAAUAUUUAGCAAGUUUUAAUACCUAAAGAAAGCAAAGUAACAUCUAUUUAAAGACAAACCACCUUUUUCGUAAUAUCUUUUAUGCAUAAUACAAGAUCAAAAUUACAGAGCCUGUGCCAAAUGCUCUAUGUAGGCAGUUUAACAAGGACUUCCUGCUACCGGCUAGCUCCAAUGAAAAUGAUCUUCCUUUAAUCUAAAGAAUAGGCAGCUAACAGGCAAAACCGGAUCCUCCAGGUGUGAAGCAAGCAAUUUGUUCUUCUCAUUUGAUACUAACAGCAAAAGGACAACUCUACGUCUAACUUAUUUGACUUCAUUAUUUGGCUUUCAAUUACAUUAACUACAUGAAAACCUUACAGAAAUUAGCCUGUGAACUAUAAGACACAGGCUUAAAUAAUUUGAUUGAAACGUUACAGAUAAUUCAGCUGUUCUCUCAAGGGCAGGACUCCAACACUGCAGGUGGAAAAGCAACAAAAAGAACAAGACAAAGAAAACUAGGAGGAUUUUUCCUGGGAGACACACAUUAGCUAUGUGAAGCCAACCGUCACUGAGAGAAAAUGCCAAACUUUUCUUUGUUCAACACAAUCAUUUUUGCUUCUUAAAAGGAAACGGAAGAUGAAAGACCGACUUCAAGAACUAAAGCAACGAACAAAAGAAAUUGAACUCUCCAGAGACAGGCAUGUGUUGACUACAGAAGCAGAAGAACAAGGGGUGUUUUUGCAGCAAGCUGUUAUUUAUGAAAGAGAGCCGGUAGCUGAGAGACACUUACAUGAGAUCCAAAAACUACAGGAGAGUAUUAACAAUUUGACAGAUGAUGUUCAAAAAUUUGGGCAGCAACAGAGAAGUCUGGUGGCUUCAAUGAGAAGAUUUAGUCUACUUAAGAGAGAGUCUAGCAUUACAAAGGAGAUAAAAAUACAAGCAGAACACAUUAACAGAGGUUUGGAUGAUUUAGUAAAAGAAGUUAAGAAGUCAGAGGCUGAAAAUGGUCCAUCAGCAGUGGUGACAAGGAUACUUAAAUCUCAGCAUGCUGCGAUGUUCCGCCAAUUUCAGCAAACAAUGUUUACAUACAAUGACACAUUAGCAGCAAAGCAAGAGAAGUGCAAGACAUUUAUUUUCCGUCAGCUUGAAGUUGCUGGAAAAGAAGUGCCUGAAGAAGAAGUAAAUGAUAUGCUUUAUCAAGGCAAAUGGGAAGUUUUUAAUGAAAGCUUACUUACAGAAAUCACUAUCACUAAAGCACAACUCUCAGAGAUAGAACAAAGACACAAGGAACUUGUUAAUUUGGAGAACGAAAUAAAAGAUUUAAGGGACCUUUUCAUUCAGAUAUCUCUUUUAGUAGAGGAACAAGGAGAAAGCAUCAACAAUAUUGAAAUGAUAGUGAAUGGUACAAAAGAAUAUGUUAACACUACUAAAGAGAAAUUUGGACUCGCUGUAAAAUACAAAAAAAGAAAUCCUUGUAAGGUAUUGUGUUGUUGGUGUUGCCCGUGCUGUGGCUCAAAAUAAAGAAGCUAUUUUAGACAUUU
Messenger RNA from Leopardus geoffroyi (Geoffroy's cat), 2564 nucleotides. RefSeq names its product syntaxin 19 (gene STX19). The transcript has 2 exons. Gene Ontology annotation, cellular component: plasma membrane; endomembrane system; presynaptic active zone membrane. Gene Ontology annotation, molecular function: SNAP receptor activity; SNARE binding. Bases 1660 to 2544 code for a protein of 294 amino acids. NCBI's taxonomy places the organism in Eukaryota, Metazoa, Chordata, Mammalia, Carnivora, Felidae. The record is from RefSeq and is a predicted model, not a curated record. Gene Ontology annotation, biological process: intracellular protein transport; synaptic vesicle fusion to presynaptic active zone membrane; exocytosis.